CGUGAAAUCUGCCGUGGCCAAUUUCAUGGGCGGCAUCAUGGCUGGCAGCUCGGGCUCCGAGCACGGCGGCGGCGGCUGCGGAGGCUCGGACCUGCCCCUGCGCUUCCCCUACGGGCGGCCGGAGUUCCUGGGUCUGUCUCAGGACGAGGUGGAGUGCAGCGCCGACCACAUCGCCCGCCCCAUCCUCAUCCUCAAGGAGACCCGGCGGCUGCCCUGGGCCACUGGCUACGCAGAGGUCAUCAACGCUGGGAAGAGCACACACAACGAAGACCAGGCCAGCUGCGAGGUGCUCACGGUGAGGAAGAAAGCAGGGGCCGUCGCCUCCACCCCUAACAGGAACUCGUCCAAGAGACGCUCCUCCCUCCCUAACGGGGAGGGGCUGCAACUGAGGGAGAAUGCGGAAUCCGAGGGCGUUUCCUGCCACUACUGGUCACUGUUCGACGGUCACGCGGGGUCCGGGGCGGCCGUGGUGGCAUCGCGCCUGCUGCAGCACCACGUCACGGAGCAGCUGCAGGACAUCGUGGACAUCCUGAGGAACUCGGCCGUGCUGCCACCCACCUGCCUGGGCGAGGAGCCGGAGCACACGCCGGCCGGCAGCCGCGCCCUGACCCGGGCGGCGUCCCUGCGUGGCGGCGUCGGGGCCCCUGGCUCGCCCGGCACCCCGGCCACGCGCUUCUUCACCGAGAAGAAGAUCCCGCACGAGUGGCUGGUGGUCGGGGCUCUGGAGAGCGCCUUCAGGGAGAUGGACCUGCAGAUAGAGCGGGAGAGGAGCUCGUACGACAUAUCGGGCGGCUGCACGGCCCUGGUCGUGGUGUGCCUUCUGGGGAAGCUGUACGUGGCCAACGCUGGGGACAGCAGGGCCAUCAUCAUCAGAAAUGGAGACAUCAUCCCCAUGUCUUCAGAAUUCACCCCUGAGACAGAGCGCCAGCGACUUCAGUACCUGGCGUUCAUGCAGCCACACCUGCUGGGGAACGAGUUCACACACUUGGAGUUUCCAAGGAGGGUGCAGAGAAAGGAGCUCGGGAAGAAAAUGCUCUACAGGGACUUUAAUAUGACAGGCUGGGCUUACAAAACCAUCGAGGAUGAGGACUUGAAGUUCCCCCUGAUAUAUGGAGAAGGCAAGAAGGCCCGGGUAAUGGCAACCAUUGGAGUGACCAGGGGACUCGGGGACCAUGACCUGAAGGUGCAUGACUCCAACAUCUACAUAAAGCCAUUCCUGUCUUCAGCUCCAGAGGUAAGAGUCUACGAUCUCUCCAAAUACGAGCACGGAGCAGAUGAUGUCCUGAUCUUGGCCACCGACGGGCUCUGGGAUGUCCUGUCCAAUGAAGAAGUAGCCGAAGCCAUCACCCAGUUUCUUCCUAACUGUGAUCCGGACGAUCCUCACAGGUACACGCUGGCGGCCCAGGACCUGGUGAUGCGUGCCCGGGGUGUCCUGAAGGACAGAGGAUGGCGGAUAUCUAAUGACCGACUGGGCUCAGGAGACGACAUUUCUGUCUAUGUCAUUCCUUUAAUACAUGGAAACAAACUGUCAUGAAAAUGGUCCAGGGGGUUGGGAAGACAGAGGGGAAGAAAUCAACUGGGGUGCCUCUCAGCAGGGUGGGCCUGGGAAGUGCCCCUGCGAGUUCCAAGUGAUGGAGACACCUCCCAGCCCAGUGCGGGGGUGGGGAGCGUUUGCUGCCAAAAGGCCUCCGGCUGUGCUUCAAGAUGACCCUUAGGUUUCCGUGUCUUCUUUAGUAACAGGCCAACUCUACAGAGUAAAACACAAAGGCUGCUACUGAGUGUUGUGUUUGUUAGUUCCUUUUAUGGGCCUCCCCGGUGGCCAUUGCCUGCUUGGGGCACAUACCUUGUAUUUAUUUUCUCUAGAGUAGCUGGGCAGCCAUUUUCACGUGUAACUGGCAGGCAACUCCAGUCCGUCAGCUGCCAACUUCCCUACCAGGGUAACAAGUGUGUUGGAAAGUGGGGAACCGCGCCUCCAAGUGUAAGCGCCCACCAGCUACGCCAAGACUCAGCUGCCCACUUGCCCUCGUUCUCUCUGUUCUGUGGUAAUGGUGGCGUAAGGCAGGGACUUAUCUCUUUUUUGACAUUCCUUAAUUUUUUUUUCUUUUCCGUAAAACAGGGCUGGGAAUUUCCAGCUCCUUGCUGAGGAAUUUCUGUGUCAGAGUCCACCCCGGGCUGGCUCGUCCCCAUGUCCUCCAGCCGUGCCGCCCAGGCAGCCUUGCAUGACAGCACCGUUGUUGUCUGACGUUAGUUCCAGGGUUGCAUUUUCUCACCAAGUCAGUGUGUUUUCAGGAAAAAAUCUGAGUGUUUCUUUGGACCGAGAGUUUCUCUCUUGUCUUCAGUGCCUCCCUUGUGUGGCCAGAGGUUCCUGUGUGAUUCAGGAUUUCCCCCUCUGGAGUGGCUGACCCUGUCAUACCUGCUGUGUUGUGGGGACAUGUUUGAAGCAGUGUCCAUCAGAGCAGUCUGGGAGGUUUAUCGUAUCUACCAGUUCACCAAACCUCAUCUGAGGAUGCUUUUGGAUUCAGGUUUCGUGAGCUGUGACUGUCCCCAAGUCCUCUUCAAACUAAGUGUCAGUAUCCGAGUUCUGUCAAGGAGCAGCCUUUCUCCUCCCCCUGUCAUUUUUGUGCAGGGUCCACUCAGGAUGGGACUUUGAUAAAAGUGAACUUGAAUAGGGUUGACAGGCCAUUUCCAUGCUAUGGGUCUGUCCCUUCUCUGGAGAAUCACAUCCUAGUGACCCAAAACUGAGCCCCUGUUCCACUGUGGUUCCGCCUGUGAGUGUCCCACACAGACAGCGGCAGCAGAGGCCACCUGCGCACCUGCAGCUUCUCUGCCGGGAGGAGUGGCGAAGUCUCUCAGGCCUCCUGCUCUGCGAGGGUGUGUAAGACAAUCCUAGUUCCCUGGUCCUCUUCCUCAGGGCUACCACGCAUCCUCACCAUCCUGACAACUGUGUGUAACUAAAAUACUCUCUGACCCAAUAAAGAAAAGCUUGUUGGUGUGAUCCAGCCCCAAAUGCUAGAGAGCCGAUUUCCGUUCUCGUGUGUCCUUGGAAUUCCUUCUCAGAUGACAGGAGCAGAACCCUUCCUCAGGGGUAGUAAAUCACAGCGUCCGUAGGGUUUAGAUAUUUUAUUCAUAAGGGCUGGGAGCCGUCCUACUCAGGAAUGAAUUCAUCCCCCAGUGUGGAGACAACAUCCUGUCUGGCAGGUGCCCCACGGGAAUUCACCCCGCCACUCCAGUGUUGCCUGGGAAGGAUCAGACCAUUACCUUGUCAGGAGUCAUCUUUGUCUGACAGCAUCUCCGCCUCUUUCAGUAAAUCCAAGCUACCCCAAACUGACCUGCCCCGAGCAUCUCUUUGGGGAGGAAUUUGUGUAAACCGUUUGCCUUCCUGGUAGCAUCUGAUGCUGUGGGGGAUCUUCUGGGCAGCCUUGUGGAGAGUCUUACGUGAGGACCCUGAGCUGCCACCGUUGGGACCCCUCCUGUGUGCCCAUUGCCUUUCAUCUCUGUGCUUUUCUGGGCCUCACUUUGAGCUUCUCUAGUUUUAUUCCAACUACCAAGUCGGAAUUUGGGUUUAGACAUGACGACCUUCCACUCAGUCCACCAAUUCGCCUACUGCCAAGGUACAUCUCAGGAAAACUCUGGAAUCCCCUAAUUCAGAAUACCCUGAAAUCUUGAGAAUUUAGUCCUAUUGGUUUGAGUUAGAAAGGCAUCCAGGAAUUCUUUUCAGAAGCCCCCUUAGGUGAAGCGAUCUUAGUAGCGAGAUGAACCCAUGUUUGUGUUGGAGGACCUAAUCAAAAGUGGGGAAUGGGGCGGGUUAGUAAUGCCCAGGGCACAUCUGCCCAGCCCUGGAAGUGCUCUGUGAAUGGAGCUUUCUUAGUUUCGGUCUUAUUUUUCAGCCUCAAGUCACCCCAUUCCAGAAUAGGGAGUGUGUCUACACAACGGGGUGGCCCUUGGUGCAUUCCCGGACAGGUCAAAAGUCAGCACACUUCAAAAUUCUGCAGACCAUAUUUGGAUGUGGUUCUGAAAUCUCAUGUAUCUGACUUGUAUCCAAAUCUGCUUGUCCUGAUAGCCUCAGAGGAAGCCUCGUUUAAUAAAAAGCUUUUCAUUUCCUAGUCAAGUGUUUAUGGUUGUCUUGGGAGGGUGGGGGCUGCUUCCUUUAAAGAAAGGCUUUUUCAGCUCUGGAUCUCCCUGGCGGGCUGGCCUCUGCUCUUCAGACUAUUUGGUGAAAGUCUGUUCCUUAAAGAGAGCAAACUCACACACCAUCCACGCUCUGGUAUUUCACUAGGUAACAGCCGCGGCUUUGUUUGUGUAAUACCUGAAAUCACAGCAGUAUCCAGGGUGCAAGGUGUGUUCUGCUGUGGUUAUGUAGACCUGGAUACUUGUUCUUGAGGCCGGAAAAGAAGGGUGAAAAUCAGGCUGGGCCAAGUAUAUUCAGCUGUCGAACAGGACAAAGCUUUAAAAAGUCAAAAUUUCAGUUAUUUUCCACAGUAUUCUGCUUUGAAGGAUUUGGGGUGUUUAAUUUUUUCAGUAAUGAGUAGCUUCCCCUCCCGGGGCCUUGUGAGCUCAGCUGCAGCUUCUUCUUGCUCUUCCAAGGACCAUUUACUUCCCGGGAGGAGUUAUGCAGCCACAGGUAGAUACUGACGGCAAGAGGGAGGCCCCAGGACCCAGAUUUAAUCGCAGAACUUAGCACAGGUUUUCCACUUACCCAGAGCACUAGAGUAGAAACACUUUGGGGAAAUCUCCCACAUCUUUAAAAUUCUGACCCCGUCUUGAUACCGGCUUCCUCCCGUCCUUCCUCAUCUGCCAGUCCCCUCUAUUUCUAAGGCCCCAGUGCGCAGUGGUUUUCUUCCCACCAGUUCGAGGACCUCACCUUUCCUUAGGUGACCCAGCAGCUCCACUGUUUUCAGAGUGAACAAUACAUUACGCUUUGAUGAGAUUCUAUUUUCAGCGAGGUCGCGCUUCUGGGACACUUGGAGAAAGUGGAGAGAGUUGUUGUCUAUGCAAGGAACGACCAGGCUGACCACAAAAGUUCUCAAAUCUAAGAAAAUGGGAAACUGGUCUCUGGUAGGAGCGAGUUGUAUGUUAGGAACUCAGAUUUUUGAGGACUUACCAUUGCAGAGAAAUGUCGCACCUAUACACAGGAGUCCGCGUCUCUGAGCAAACUGGGUUCAGGUGGUGGCGUGUGGGAUUCGUCACAGGACACUACACAAGUGGCCAGAUCUGCUUCCUGUGAGCACCGGGCCUUCUGUCAGAUUUGAGUGCCAGUCUGGAGAGCACUGCUCUGCCAAAUCCAUGGUGUCACCUGUGUAAAUAGCUAUGACUCUCCCUCUGUGUCUUCAGUGAACUUCUGUCACGUAGCAGCCAGGUAGAUGGUGACCAAAUCAGGUUGUAGACGUGCACCUACUGUGACGUACUCGAGGAAGGGCGGCCUGGGCCUUUAUGCUCCUGAUCUCCCACAAGUAUGUGCUAUUCGUCUGGGGAAUCUGGAGGUUACCCUUUGACUCCUACUAUGUCCCCAGUUUUCUGCGUUUCCUCUGAAGACCCAGGAAGGCCCAUUCUGAAGAUCAUCUGUAAGGAGCAUGUCAUGGUCUGGGUUUCCAGAACUGCCCUCCAUACAGUGAAUGAGAGAAAUCCGCCUGGAAACGGCUCCAGAACCGAGUCCCUUUAUGCCUCGUGAUUGUGAAACACUGAACUUUGUAACCCCAAACUGGACACUGGUUAGUAAAGGGGAUCUAUUUUGUGUGUUUUGAAAUGUAGGUGCAAAGUUCCCUGGAAAAAAAGCUAAAGAAAUGUAUAUGCUCAAUGACAUUUUAAAAUAAAAUAUUAUAUAUAUGUAUAUA
Molecule: messenger RNA, 5831 nt
Organism: Otolemur garnettii (small-eared galago)
Lineage: Eukaryota; Metazoa; Chordata; Mammalia; Primates; Galagidae
Gene: PPM1H
Product: protein phosphatase, Mg2+/Mn2+ dependent 1H
Exons: 10
Coding region: 26-1534 (502 amino acids)
Biological process (GO): protein dephosphorylation
Molecular function (GO): protein serine/threonine phosphatase activity
Source: RefSeq, a predicted model, not a curated record